Rhizoctonia solani is the source of this 1509-nucleotide messenger RNA. Its product is annotated as IBR domain protein. Gene Ontology annotation, molecular function: zinc ion binding; ubiquitin conjugating enzyme binding; ubiquitin protein ligase activity. The record is from RefSeq and is a predicted model, not a curated record. NCBI's taxonomy places the organism in Eukaryota, Fungi, Basidiomycota, Agaricomycetes, Cantharellales, Ceratobasidiaceae. Bases 1 to 1509 code for a protein of 502 amino acids. The transcript is spliced from 7 exons. Gene Ontology annotation, cellular component: ubiquitin ligase complex; cytoplasm. Gene Ontology annotation, biological process: protein polyubiquitination; positive regulation of proteasomal ubiquitin-dependent protein catabolic process; ubiquitin-dependent protein catabolic process.
AUGCAGUCGGCAUAUUCUGGUUUCGGUGGACUCUCUCAGACGUCUGUCCCCGCUCUAGGCUUCGCUCGAGUCGCUUCCGGUUCGACAGUAUCACGCCAGCAAAUGGCACCAAGUCCAUUCAAUGGGCCUAGCGGUUCGAGGAGCUACGGCCAAGAUUCCUAUCGAGUACCUGCCACGCAAGCGACAAACCCACCUCCUUCGAAUAGGCCGCCAUACUCAACCUUUGCCACUUCAUCCCGCAAUGAAUCACACAAUACACCUCGCCCAUUUCGUGAGGACUCUGGCUGGGCGCCUAGCUUAUCCGACGCGGGCCCGCCGGUCAAUCCCUUUACAACGGCCUCGACCUCGGUCUCGCCCAAAGCAGCACGGCGACCCGAGCCAACGGCUCCAUAUGGCGCAAAUACAUACGGAUCUCCUCUCGAUAUCCGCACCAAAACCCCAAACGCCCAAAUAGCCGCAGCGCAAGCCGCGCGCAAUCUGUAUGCUCAUCGGUCAUCCCCACCUGGGUCAUUGCCCGCGGGCAGCUCUGACAGCAUCCUUCGGCCUUCGAAUAUAUUCUCCCUGAGCCCCCAGCCUCAUCCGCUCCCAUUAAACGUUCUCCGUCGCCACUCUCCCGAAUGGCAACCGAGCCAGAAUUUUUCAAGAGGGAGCGCCGGAACGUCAGACUAUCAAGGAAUGGUUAUCGACUCAUCUGGUGAUUAUUAUCCUCGCCACGACGGCCGGAUCGCCAGCAUUCCGACUCAACCCUUAAUAAUCCCUGUCAGCGACCUCACUCCUAUCGAUGUUAAUCCGGCUGCUUCAAAUACUACCGGAGAAAUACAAAUGUGUGUUGUAUGCUUUGAACAGGGGUCGGACGUUCGCUUCGCCGCCCGUAGUCCUACUGCAUCCUGUCAUCAUGGGGCGACGGUCUGCGUGAGCUGUCUCGAGCAACACAUAUUGAUAGCCAUACACAAGUCCAGAAGCGUUGGUAUUAGAUGUCCCCACGACGGAUGUGGAAAGAUGCUGGAAUACCAAGAUGUCUAUUGCUCUGUACGAGAUUGGAGCAUGCUUGCAUACUAUGAACAACUCUUGAUCAGACGGGAAAUGGGUAACACCGAGCAAUUCGUAUGGUGCAAGAAUCCGAUUUGUACCUCUGGGCAGGUGCAUAAACCCGGGCCCAACCAGCCCAUUGUGACUUGCAACACUUGCCAUCAAAAAUCCUGCUAUGUCCAUGACCGGCCCUGGCACGAAGGUUUAUCAUGCGAAGAUUUUGACAUCAAGUUGCGCAGGUAUGAGGAACAAGAUCGAGCUACCCGAGCGUAUUUGGCCAAAAACACCAAGUCGUGCCCAAAGUGCAAGCGCAAGAUCGAGCGAAAUGGAGGGUGCGACCACAUGACAUGUCAGCGGCCGGGGGGAUGCGGACAUGAGUUUUGUUGGGAAUGCUUAGCUGACGGAGGCAGUCACAAGCCCGGAUGUUCGCAUCUACCAUCCAGGAUUCGUCGUCGAUGUAUAACGGUUCGACGUCCAUGA